This is a messenger RNA of Neoarius graeffei (lesser salmon catfish), 462 nucleotides long. RefSeq names its product transcription factor 21 (gene msc). The transcript has 2 exons. Gene Ontology annotation, biological process: regulation of transcription by RNA polymerase II; skeletal muscle tissue development. The coding region runs from base 1 to 462 and encodes 153 amino acids. Lineage: Eukaryota; Metazoa; Chordata; Actinopteri; Siluriformes; Ariidae. Gene Ontology annotation, molecular function: protein dimerization activity; RNA polymerase II transcription regulatory region sequence-specific DNA binding; DNA-binding transcription factor activity, RNA polymerase II-specific. The record is from RefSeq and is a predicted model, not a curated record.
AUGUCCACCGGUUCUCUGAGUGAUGCUGAUGAUGCACCGGAAACCUCAUUCGCACGUCUUGAUUCUCACUCUGAAGAUGACUUUAAUGAUGAUGAAGGACUCAACACCAAGCCCAAACGAGCUAACAUGCAAAAGCGAGCAAAAUGCCCAAAAGAUGGACGACAGUCGCAGCGCCACGCAGCAAAUGCACGUGAAAGAGCGAGGAUGAGAGUCCUAGCAAAAGCAUUCUCACGUCUGAAGACAAGUUUACCGUGGGUUCCAGCAGACACCAAGCUGUCCAAACUGGACACACUGAGACUCGCAUCGAGCUACAUCAAUCAUCUCAGACAGCUGCUGCAUGAGGACAAAUAUGAAAAGACCAUCGUCCAUCCGGUAAAUUUGUCAUGGCCUUUCGUGGUUUCAGGAAGACCCGAUGACACAAAAGACAUUUCAACUUUCAGACUGUGUGGAGCUACAGCCUAG